CUUCGAUUCGCCCAGGACUUAGCUCAAUCUGCGCAGUAGACUUUCCCGGACCCUUGCCGGUGCAGGGACCGUGCGCCCCGCUGUGGGUGAACAUGCGGCCCCACUUUGUACCUCUGAGCUCCAACCGUUCGCAGUUGGGGCCAAUGAUUUUCCGCCCAGUUUACGCCCAAGGGAGCUGAGCUGUCCCGUUUGGAGCGGUGGUGGGAACCGCCGACCCGGCGCCAUAUCGGGGCCCCCUUCACGCCAGAGCUUCCCUUCACUCUCAACCCCAGUCCCGGAAAGCCCCUCCACGACUUUGAGGCGAAGCUACGAUGUACGACGAUUCUUGGUACAGCUUCGUGCCAGAGGUGGCCAAGAAAGCUACCACGGCUGCCCAAGGCCCAGGCCAUCGUCGCAAAGAGUCGCUGUUGCAGCAGUCCAAUGUCAGCUCCCAAACCCCACUACCGUCACCAUGAUCACCAUCACCGCAACGGCGUGCUGACAGUUGAUGCUACCAAAAGGGUAUACCCCAGGCUUCCAAUGCGCCAGAAGCUCUCGACGAAAUCUUCGAAGAGAUUGAAGACCGAAACACACCCCCGGAAGCCGAGGUCUUGCGCCGCGCAAAGUCCUAUUCCGACUUCUACCACGUCGUUCGAGCCCAAUUAGCCAAGGAUGAGCAACACAAGAGGCGCAGGCGGAAGAGGGAAAAGACAUGGGAUGCGCUAGACAUUGCGACAGACGUUGCUGAAUCCAAGGCCGGAUCUCGCCCGGUUCAUCGACAAUACGAAGGGGAAUUGCUUGAGGCUAGUCAGCAAGAAUACCUGUGAGUAGGGGCUAGCUACGCACGAAACUCGCCCUUGCUAACCACUCGAGCAGACUGUACAAGGACCAACUGACGCUCACCGAACGGCAUCUCGACAUGCUCAUCGACGAUACGAACCAAGCGCUCAAGCUGUUGACAACAUUGUCUGAAUCGUUCCAAUCAGUCGAGGCACAGACGAGUUCGUUCCAGUCGCAGUGCGAGGACCUAUUGUCGGAACAGCACAGGCUCGAGAAACUUGCAGACGAGGUCGGUACCGAUCUUCACUUCUACGCAUACCUCGAUAAUGUCUCUAGGAGACUCAAUGCUCCUGGCGCUGGACGUCUGGUUGAUGAUGAAUCCUUCGGCGAGAUCUUGAGGAACCUAGAUUCUUGUAUCGGCUUCAUGUCGAAACAUACGACGUACCGUGACGCCGAGUCCUACCUGGCUCGAUACGAGGCUUUGCUGACCAAGGCACUCCAUCUUCUCGAGGUUGGCUUCACCAAUAGACUGGAGGGCAUCUCCUCCGAGAUCGCGAGCCAGAUUGCUGGCACCAAGUCCGAGGCUACCCGUCAUGCUUUGGCAUACGGGCGUUUUGAGGAGAUGAUUCUUGACUCUUACUCUCUAAUCCCUAAUAUCCACAAAGUGAUCAACAGCGUAUAUGAUGAAUACGGGCUCCCGAUCACUGGCGUUGCCAAGGACAUCUACUCGAAUACCACGAGCAAUCUCUUCAGCUCUUACCUGGCUGUUCGAGACCGCGACUUGAAGCCCAUAGUGCAGCACGACCAGGACGAGUUCAAAAAGGAGAUCAAAGAUCUGUCCGUCGAGACAGCUUCGAGGAAUUACAUCAAGCAGAGCUUCGAACGCGCGUUCAACGAAGCCAAUCUAUUCGCCAAAAUCUUUGGUCUAGAUCUACAGUGGAGCUCCGAUCCGGAGUCGGCAUACGGGGUUCUCAAGUCUAACCAGAGGUCGCUCGUCAACCCCGCGAAUCUCGUCCAGUUGGCCGCCAAUCUCAAUGCCGCACUUCAGACUGCGGAUCUCGACACGAUCUGUAGUGUGGUCGGCUGGCUGACCAACGAGUAUCUGGUCCUCGACUAUGAUGAGGAGGAAUCUCCGUUCGCGCGUCAAUGCCGUGAACUCAGUGCCAGACUCUUGACCGAACAUCUCUGGGUCUUCACAGACAACGCAUUCGAGGCAGAGAUUACGAAGACGAUCGCCAAGGCCACAGUCAAAGAUGAGGCUCUUACUAUUGGCCCAGUGGUCGGCGGCGUUUCUUCUUCAAAUGCCUUCCCCCCAGUCAAGCAAGCGCUCAAGCUUUUGGCCAAGUAUGACCAAGCCAUGCCCAAGGAACGAAGUCAAAAGAACAGCCAGGUCAUCUUCAAGAUCGUCCGGGAAACCAUCCAGAUACUACAACGUGCCGAGGCGCGGAUCAAAUCCAUCAAGGCAGGCACGGACGCCGAUCUUUUCAUGGUGAAGAACCUCCUCAUCAUCAAAAACGAGCUUGUCUCUCUCGAAAUCGGAGACAUCCGGGGCGACACGGCCGCCAUGCAACAUUUCGGUCACAUCUGGGACAACCUCAGCCCCCAGAACUGGGUGGGCUUCGUCAGCAACAUCAUUGGCGGCUCCCUAUGGUCCCGAGGAGCGGCGGCAGGAGCGGCGACCGUCACGGCCAAGACGUUGACGGUCGAGGACAUGAGCGAGCAGCUGGACGAGCUGCUGAGGCAGUCCAUUGUCGCCUUCACGCAGCGCUGGGGCGGACUGACGAACGAUGCAAGGGCUAGAAAACCUGGUGUCAAACCCAUUGGCAAGGUCGAGAAGGAGCUGGAUGAGGUGCUGUUGAGGGCUUUUAGCAACCAGCCUGAGGUGAUUGCGAAGCUCAAGGAGGCGAUUGAGAUUAAUGCGCAGGCACAGGAGAAGGCGCAAGAGGAAAAGAAGGGAAUUAGACGGUACUGAGGGGUUUAGCGAUGACCGUUCUUAGUAGAGGUACGUAUGGUCGAGAGUGAAAUGAGACAUCUGGUGAAAUGCCACGUUUACGGGCUGCUUAGUCUCAGAAUUCCCACAUUCGACAAGAAUCAUCUCAUGAGUAUAUUCGUAGAGAGCAUUGAACUCCAGAUGGCAGGC
Molecule: messenger RNA, 2899 nt
Organism: Colletotrichum scovillei
Lineage: Eukaryota; Fungi; Ascomycota; Sordariomycetes; Glomerellales; Glomerellaceae
Product: Sec34-like family protein
Exons: 3
Coding region: 899-2731 (610 amino acids)
Biological process (GO): Golgi organization; autophagy; intra-Golgi vesicle-mediated transport
Cellular component (GO): membrane; COG complex; cis-Golgi network
Source: RefSeq, a predicted model, not a curated record